UUCCACCAAAAAUUGUCAGUCAUCCACCUGAAACUAAGCUUCUGAGCGAAGGUGAGGAACUAAGGUUGGGUUGCAAAGCAACGGGCAAACCCAUACCCGAGGUCAGUUGGUACAAAGAUUAUGUGGAGUUAAUCGAGGGCAAAGGUUCUGCUGAAUAUCUCAAUCAGGAUGUUUCAAGAAGGGACAAUGGAAAUUAUAAAUGCGUGGCAAGAAAUAACGCAUCGCAAGUCGAGCAUACUGUUCAAGUUAUCGUACGAUGUAAGUAUGAUACCGAAACUGACUUUUCUUUUCAAGAGUAUAUAGCACUGGUUAGUAAAAAGACAUAAAUUUAACCAGAAGAAAUGAUAGUGAGUAUCUGCACCUAAAAUAAGGUGGUAGUCUAGUGUAGCUAGUAUAUAUUCCACAAAAAAAAACGGAUGACGUUUUGGGCAGGAAUAACCGAAAAGAAGUAAAAAACCGUCGACGAUUCGACCAACGCCCCUCGUCUGCAAGCUAUAUGGCUGACAGUUUUGCCAGAUCGAAACGCCCAAUUAAAUGAUCUAAUCUCAAAGGUACAGUUCAGCCUUUUGAAUGAUAGUUAUUAAUGUGAAUUUGUACAUUUGAAUAUGCAGGCAAGGCCUUCGUAAAAUUCUGUGAUAUUGUAAUGUAUCUCAACAUUUUUACUAACUUAUUUUACUAUGUCAUGCAUGGGAGAAAAUAAUUAUAUAACACUUCCAGAUAUUUUGAUUUGAAAUUUGACCCGAGCUUGUUGUCCAAUCUCUUCGUUUGAUUUUGUCCUCCAUAUAUUUUGGAACUUGUUGAGAUUCAAUUAGGAUGUAGAUUUUUUUGAAAAUUUACGAAACUCCAUCCUUGAAUUACAAGAAAAGUAUUCACAAUUUGACUCAAAUAAUUAUUAUUCAAUUAUUUUCAAAAUUGUAGAGUGUGCACAUGCUCACAUGGCGUUAAAACACGACAAAAAAGCUAUGCUCUGUCUUCGGAUAGUCCUCACUUAAACUUCGACAGUUUAUUAAUUAGUGGUCAGUGAUUUACUGGCGGUGUUUAGUUUCGCCCAAUGUCAAAUUCAAGUACACUCAAUUUUGCCAUAUAAAUUGUUUGAAUCGUGUGGUUAACGUCGAGGUUAACGUCAUGCCGCAGAAUAUAUACAUACCAAGCAGCCACGCCUGGAUAUUUUAUAUUAUUUUCUAACAAAAUGAAAAUCAAACCAGGUUAUAACUUCAACUAAAUUGAAAUCCAUGCCCACGCAAAUAUUGAAAUAUAACCACCUCCUAUAUUAGGAUAUAUAAAAAUAGUUUAAUUCCUAAAUAACUAUAUCAAUAUUAACAAUGUACAAAUUGUUUCAUUGUUAUGGUAUUUAUUACUAUAUCAAUACUAACAAUGUACAAAUUGAUUCAUACAAGGUGUAUAUCAAAGGAAGGUAAUCCCAAUUUAGCUUGUUCGUCUGCGUUACAUAUUGAGUUCAUCGAUAAAAUGUUUCCUACUCACUGGAAAAUUUCGAAAUACGGGUAGUAUAAAAGUUGCUGCUCGAAAUCACAUUUUCCCACUGUUGGGGAUUCGGCGCAAAAAUUCCAAAUUAAAUCCAAUUUCGGUUUCGACUUGCAAUGUUAUUUCAUCUAGAUAAACCUGUUGGCACGAAAAUUAAAACGGACGCCAAGAGUGACACAUUGGAAACAGGAGAAGAUCUCAAGAUUGUUUGCGAAGCGGAUUCUAAACCGAAUCCAAUCUUCGACUUGUUCCAUCACUCGGAGGUUGGCUUGGGGAGAGAAGUUGUUAAAGUUCAAACAACAGAAACUGGCGAGUUCUACAUCAAGAAUAUCAAACCGAGCCAAAGAGGGAAUUAUUCAUGCAUACCGCAUAAUAACGUGGGUCAAGGUGCAGAAGCUUUAGUUCGUGUAUUUGUACGAUGUGAGUAGAUAUUAUUUAUAUAUGAUGAGAAGGAAUCAUAAUUCGAAUGAUUGAAAAUAGGAUGAAACAUGUGUAGGAUGGGCAAUGAUCACGUGUGGCCAAUGGGAUAUAGAUACCCAAGAAUUAGUUAGACGAUUCGAUGGAGUCUAUAAUCCCACUGAACAGAAGUGUUCAUUGUCAAUCCUAUACAUGUUCCAUAUUAUCAGACUUAUAACAUGAUCACAUUCACGAACAAUUAGUAUACUCUAUAUCUGAUUAUUAAGCUCUGUUAGUGGCGUAGCCAAGGGGAAGGGGGGGGGGGAUAAGUUGUGCGAAUAAUGAUACCCAUCUCUUCCGUUUACCAAUAAAUGUUCUAGUGUUCCAUAUCUGCAAUCCUAACUCCAGUAAAACAAUGCCUAUGCAUAUGGUUGUUGAAAGCACAUUUGAACUUGAAUUGGUGCGCAUGGCGGUAUGCAGUCAUGGCAGACUUCUACCAAAACAAACACACCUUGCUAUUUUUCUGUUGUGUUUACGUGUACAGUACAAUGCUUCACAUAAAUAUUUUCGAUCUAACAACAUUCGGCGACUUAAAAAUGCGUUUUUCUAAUGAAUCUAGAAUUUCUUCUACAAAAAAGCAUUCAAUAUUCAUAAAUAAGUCCUAUCGGCUAGAGGGAUUCUCUUCAAACUCGUAGCCAGGCUUUGUAAAACAGCCUGGGUACGAGCAUGGAUUCACUUUAGAGCAGGUCUGCUUUAAUAUUACGGUGUUAUUCUAAUAUAAAAAAAACAUCACAUCGAAAUUGGAUGGUCUUAUUUGAGACCUCUUACCAAAAUGUUCGAUAUAUUUUUAUAGUUUCCCCAGUAAUAAGGAAAUUAUCGCCAACAAAGCUGAACUUAACUAAGAACGAGCCUCUGUUAAUCUCCUGUGACAUAGAAGGCUACCCUUUACCUCAACUCACGUGGACGGAUGGGAACGGCAAGAAUAUUGGGAGUGAACGCAUCUUCAAGAUACCUCACGUACACGAGAGUGAUCAGGGAGUUUAUACCUGUUCAGCAAGUAAUGGUAUCUUACCCAACGCAAACAAAAGUGUUCACAUCAAAGUAUUUU
Paramuricea clavata is the source of this 2986-nucleotide messenger RNA. Lineage: Eukaryota; Metazoa; Cnidaria; Anthozoa; Malacalcyonacea; Plexauridae. The record is from the annotation of a GenBank genome assembly.